AUGCACAUUGAAGAGAUCAUCCUCGACGGGUUCAAGUCGUACGCGACGCGCACGGUCAUCAGCGGGUUCGACCCUCGCUUCAACGCCAUCACGGGGCUCAAUGGUAGCGGCAAGUCGAACGUGCUGGACGCCAUUUGCUUCGUCUUGGGCAUCACCAACUUGUCGCAAGUGCGCGCGAACAACCUGCAGGAACUCGUGUACAAACAGGGCCAAGCAGGCGUGACCAAAGCCAGUGUCACGAUCGUGUUCAACAACCAGGACGCCAAAGCUUCGCCCGUGGGCUACGAGCAGUACGAGCAGAUGUCCGUGGCUCGCCAAGUCGUGAUUGGCGGACGCAACAAGUACCUGAUCAAUGGCCACACGGCCCAAGUGAGUCAAGUGCAGAACCUCUUUCACUCGGUGCAGCUUAACGUGAACAACCCGCACUUUCUGAUCAUGCAAGGCCGGAUCACAAAGGUCUUGAAUAUGAAGCCACCCGAGAUCCUAGGCAUGAUUGAAGAAGCGGCGGGCACAAGGAUGUACGAGAACAAGAAGCUCGCGGCACUCAAGACCAUGACCAAGAAGGAGAAGAAGGUGGAGGAGAUCAAUAGCAUCUUGGCCAACGAGAUCACGCCGACGCUCGAGAAAUUGCGGGCCGAGAAAACGCACUACUUGAAGUGGGCCGCUAAUAACACUGAGAUGGAGCGCCUUCAGCGCUUUUGUGUCGCUUUUGACUACCAAAAAGCACAAGACGCGUUGAAGAAUACAGCGCAGCAUGUGGAAAAGAUGCAGCAGGCGCAGCGAGCUCUGAAGGAAGAAGAAGGACGGAUUGAACGCGAGAUUGAAGAGGUGGAAGACGAGGUCGAGGUACUGCAGCAACAGCGAGAGAAGGAAAUGGGCAAAGAGUUUCAGCAGCUGAAAGAUAAUGUGGAAAAGAUUGGUAAGGACGUGGUCAAGUUUACCACCAAGUUGGAACAUUGCAAGGCCUCAAUCGAGCAGCAAGUGAGUGCGUUAGCAGGCGUAAACGAGCAACGAGCAGAGACGGAAGAGACCAUGUCUAAGUUGGCAACAGAUAUUGAGAAAGCUAAAGCGAAGGUGACCCGCAUUGAAGCGAUGUACACGGCCAAACAAACAGAGGCAAACGAUUACCAGCGCCAGAUCCAGGCACUGAAUGCUGGUAUGGAGCAGAGUGGACAAAGCGAUGAGUCUCUGUCGGAGCGCCUCGUGUCAAAACAGCGAGAGUUGCAGGAGAACAACACUGCGAUCAAGCAGAUCAACUUGAAGCUGAAGCACAUGGAGGAAAGCAUUAAGCACAAGCGUCGUGAAAUUGAGCAAACACGCAAGAACAACCGCAGUAUGGACGAAGAGCGUAAGCACAAGAUCGGUGAGCUGCAGCAUAUGCAGCAGAAACUUGAUCAACUUACGAGUAGCUUCGAUCCCGACGAGGAGCGCCAGCUUCAUGACCGCGUUAGUGGGCUGCAGCAGAAGAUUGUGCGCGCUGAAAGGGAAGUGGAUGAGAUUUCAUCAGGGCUGUCGUCCCGAUUGGAUUUCAAGUACACGGACCCUUACCGCAAUUUUGACAGACAGAGCGUAAUGGGUGUGCUGAUUAACCUGCUUGAGACGAAGAACGAGUGGUCUGCACUUGCUUUAGAAAUUGCUGCCGGUGGAAAGCUUUAUCAGAUCGUGGUAGACAAUGAGAAGACCGCCAAGGACAUUCUCAAGUUUGGCCGUCUCAUGAACCGAGUCACAAUUAUCCCGCUCAACCGCAUCUCGCGCAAGACAGUGGACCGUCACAAAAUGGACAAGGCUCGACAGGUAGCCCACCAGCAAGGUGGCAAAGUGUGGGAAGCGAUGGAAUUGAUUCACUUCAAGUCGGAGCUCCUUCCGGCGAUGGAGUAUGCAUUCGGCUCAUCUAUUAUCUGUGAAACAAGUGAGCUUGCGAAGAAUGUUACGUUCCACAGGGAUAUCAAGGUCAAGACGGUGACCCUCGAUGGCGAUUCGUUUGAUCCAGCAGGUACGCUUCAAGGAGGUUCUACGCCAUCCAGUGGCACUCCGAUCCUUCUGAAGCUUCAUCAAUUGAUCAACCACACCCGGGAGGUCAGUGAUAUGCGACGGGAGUGCCAGGAAAGUUCACGACUCUUGGAUGAAAUGAAACAGGAUUCUGGUCGCUUUCGUCAACUGGAAAAACAGAUUGAGCUGAAAGAGCACGAGCUGCGCUUGCUUGAUGAGCGUAUUGCGGGUAGUGUUUUUGCCCAGUUGGAACGCGACGUUGCUGCAUCCGAAGAGCAGUAUGCUCAGGAUAAAGAGCUUUUGGUUGCUAAAAACGAAGCUGUCGUUCAGUUGGCGGAGGAGGUGAAGAUUCUGGACACUGACAUUGCGAACCUGAAGGAGUCGCGACAAUCAAAGAUUGGUGUUCUGGAGAAGCGAUUCGCCGAGGCCAAAAAGGAGACUCAAAAGGUUGAUGUGGAUCUUAAGGCUGCUCAGCAAGAGCUAUCAGAGUUGGUGCUGGAAUUGGAAUCUACUGAGCAGGAGCUUGCAGGGAACAACGAAAAUAUAUCCAGCAUUCAAAAAGAGCUUGCUGCGCUAAACAACGAAAAGAAGAAGGUGGAAGACAAGCUGGCUGAAAUCCAGGGUACGUACGAGAAUGCCUCCAAGAAGCUUGAAGAGCGACGCAGCCAUUUGACUCUGUGUGACCAUCAACUUAAGGAAUUGAGUGCACGUCAGAGUGCUCUCUCGAAAAAGAAAAGUGAUCUGGAGAUUGAACGCAAGAAGGCGGAGCACAAAAUAUCUCGAACGGCUAAAGACGAAGGCGAUGCCAAGGUGAUGGUAAAGAAGUUGGAGAAAGCACACCCGUGGAUUGAAAGUGAGAAGGAAUUCUUCGGACGUGAACACACCGACUAUGACUUCCAGCGUCGAGAUCCUUCAAGUGCGAAUCGCCGUCUGCUGGAAUUGAAGGAAACGCAAGGUGCUUUGUCGAAGAAGAUUAACAAAAAAGUCAUGGGUAUGAUUGAGAAGGCCGAGCAAGAGUAUCAAGGUCUCAUGAAUAAGCGUCACAUCAUCGAGAACGACAAGGAGAAAAUUACAUCCGUUAUCAAGGAGCUUGACGCGAAGAAGAACGAGGCUCUUCAGACAACAUGGGUGAAGGUCAACAAGGACUUUGGCUCCAUCUUCGGCACACUGCUACCUGGAACGCACGCGAAACUGGACCCACCUACAAACGGGACCAUUCUGGACGGCCUUCAAGUGCGCGUAUCGUUUGGUGGUGUGUGGAAAGAGAGCUUGACGGAGCUGAGUGGUGGCCAGCGCUCGCUACUUGCGCUGUCACUCAUUUUGUCGCUUCUACUCUUCAAGCCUGCACCGAUGUACAUUCUUGACGAAGUCGAUGCUGCGCUGGAUCUGUCGCACACCCAGAACAUCGGCCAGAUGAUUCGGUCCCACUUCUCGCACUCACAGUUCAUCGUAGUGUCACUGAAGGAGGGCAUGUUCAACAACGCCAACGUUGUGUUCCGGACCAAGUUUGUUGACGGCGUAUCGACGGUGAUCCGUACAGUGCCGAAAUCGCGUGCUCGGUAA
Messenger RNA from Peronospora matthiolae, 3552 nucleotides. The record is from the annotation of a GenBank genome assembly. Lineage: Eukaryota; Oomycota; Peronosporomycetes; Peronosporales; Peronosporaceae.